AUGAAGAUUGCAUACUUUGAGGGUUACGGCAUGAAUCGAGAGUGCCUAUUCCAAGAUGCCUCCCAAAUCGAUACAUCGCAAUACACGUAUAUCCAUUUUGCUUUUGGCACAUCGACUUCCAGUUAUGAGGUUGAAGCUGGUGAUGAGUUAUCCACGUACAGCUUUGGAGAAUUCAAACGCAUUAAGGGAGCUAACAAGAUUUUCUCUUUUGGCGGCUGGGCUUUCUCGACCGAGCCCGCGACAUAUUCGAUCUUCCGUAACGGUGUUACAUCCGUCAACCGCCUGAAGAUGGCUACUAAUGUUGCUCUCUUCAUUGAGAUGCAUGGCCUUGACGGCGUCGACAUCGAUUGGGAAUACCCGGGAGCUCCUGACAUUCCCGGCAUACCCGCUGCUAGCAAGUCAGACGGCCCCAACUACUUGGCUUUCCUUGCCGUUCUGAGGAACCUGUUGCCCUCAUCGAAGACUGUUUCUAUCUGUGCACCGUCUUCGUACUGGUAUUUAAAGCAAUACCCUAUUGCGAGCAUCGGCAAGGUCGUGGACUACAUCGUUUACAUGACCUAUGACCUGCAUGGUCAAUGGGAUGCAGGCAAUGCACAUUCACAAGAAGGAUGCGACACAGACAACCGCCUACGUAGUCAGGUUAACCUGACAGAGACUAAGCAAUCUCUAGCCAUGAUUACCAAGGCAGGUGUCCCCGGCAACAAGGUCAUCGUUGGCAUAACUAGUUAUGGGCGUUCCUUUAGUAUGGCUGAAGCCGGAUGCUGGGGUACUAAUUGCUUGUACACUAGGAGCCAAAUGAACUCGGAUGCGACCAAGGGCAAGUGCACCAACUCAGCCGGUUACAUCGCAGAUGCUGAGAUUGCUGAGAUCAUCGAAGGAAAGAAGAGAGCAGGUCGCGUUGUUAAGCAAUUUGUGGAUUCUAGCAGCAACAGCGACGUUUUGGUCUACGAUGAUACCCGAUGGGUCAGCUACAUGAGCAGCAAGACCAAGCAGACCCGCUCAACCUUGUACUCGGCUUGGGGAUUAGGCGGUACGACCGACUGGGCUAGUGACUUACGAACCUACAACGACGUCCCGAAACCGGCAAAAAGCUGGGCAGAAUUCAAGAUGAAGGUCAAAUCCGGAGAAGAUCCCAAGUCGGAAUUCACGGAAUGGCGACUGGAUCAACCACGACUGCACGGAUAA
Molecule: messenger RNA, 1185 nt
Organism: Alternaria atra
Lineage: Eukaryota; Fungi; Ascomycota; Dothideomycetes; Pleosporales; Pleosporaceae
Exons: 1
Coding region: 1-1185 (394 amino acids)
Biological process (GO): carbohydrate metabolic process
Molecular function (GO): hydrolase activity, hydrolyzing O-glycosyl compounds; chitin binding
Source: RefSeq, a predicted model, not a curated record